This is a messenger RNA of Betta splendens (Siamese fighting fish), 4588 nucleotides long. Its product is annotated as double-stranded RNA-specific editase B2-like. Gene Ontology annotation, cellular component: nucleolus; cytoplasm. The coding region runs from base 2265 to 4232 and encodes 655 amino acids. The transcript is spliced from 9 exons. Gene Ontology annotation, molecular function: double-stranded RNA adenosine deaminase activity; double-stranded RNA binding; tRNA-specific adenosine deaminase activity. The record is from RefSeq and is a predicted model, not a curated record. Lineage: Eukaryota; Metazoa; Chordata; Actinopteri; Anabantiformes; Osphronemidae. Gene Ontology annotation, biological process: RNA processing; adenosine to inosine editing.
GGGCGGAGUCUGUCAGCAGUAAUGUCUGCCACCUGCUCAGACUGUAGAUCUGAGGAUUCCAGAAGCACAGGAGGAGGAGGAGUCUCAGGGUGACACACUUUCAAUCGUUUCUUUUGCAUCUGACAGUGUGUCUGUUAAACAGAGUGAUCAGAGAGUGUGAAAUUAAAAGGUAUUUAGGAUAAAAGAAAUAAAAAUGGUGACAACAACUGAGAUAACCUCUUUCCCAGCGGACUGCAAAACAAAUGAGCUGUACAUGUAGUGAAAGACAAGAGUUCAGCUUCCUGCUGUUUCCUCCUGCUGCCACGUGGAGGCGCUGCUGCUUCGCGUUUCCUGCGCUUCUUCAUCUGAACAAAAGAACAUUAAAAGCGUGUAAUUCAGUGAAUGAUGAGCUGAUGAUCAACAGACAGUAGUUCAUAAAGUCUGCUUCACGUCUUAAUGAUCAUGUUUAUUAUGGUUCACUCAGUUGAAGCUGAUUGCAUCAAACUUCACGCUGCCUCUCAGACUCGCAGACAAUGAGACGUUUUCAGAUUUCCUGGGAUGAUAAACAUCCACAAACAGUCAGAGGACAUUUAUAACACUGGUUCCUAAAGAACCCAGUGGACGCUCCGGUUCUGCUAUGAACAGUCAGUAUGAAUGUAAUGUAUAAAUCUGUUCAUCAGUCAGUGGAUCAUUGUUUAUCUAAACUUCUGCUUCCUCAGAACAGCAUUAACAUAUUAUUAUCAAAUUUUAUUUUUACCAUGUGACUAAAAAUAUACCUCAUUAGCAUAUUGUAGCUCUGAGCUACAGCACAGGCCUGAUAUCAUCUCCCAGUCUGUCAGGAAGGAAACCACCAGUAAAUAUUUAAUCAACGAUUUGAUUCGCAUUUCAAAUAUUCAUGAAAUCUAAUCAACUUAAUCACAGUGUGAUCGUUAGUCACAGCGUAAUGAAACACUUUCACUGGAGCGUGACCACGGAGCCUUUACAGAAAACACAAUGCAGCACACACAUGGCGCCAAGGUGGAGUAAACGCAUUUACUCCCCUUUAAAGACCCUCAGUGAAUAGAAACACACAGGAAACACGAAAAAGAAGAAGUAGAGAAGAAGAAAAGAAAGAAAAACGAAAAAGAAGAUGAUGAUGAUGAUGAUGAUGGCUGAGAAUCAGCUGCACUUAAACCAGACAGUCAAGUACAGAACACUCAAUGCAGACUUCACACUGUUGUGUUCAGGAACAGGGGCUUCGUUCGCUCAGAGCUUCCAUUAAAGCAGAUGUGGGACAGAUGUGGCGCCCCUCACAGAGUUGAUGGGUCCAGACAUUUACACAUCAGGAUCUGGCAACCGUCAGCACUCAAAUGUAAAGCCAUGAGCCUCACAAUGAGCAGUAGCCACUCUAUUAUUAUUAUGGCCUGCUUCUGUCCCCCACACAUGUUCAUGUCUGUAGCCAGUAAAGGCCAGUGUGUGUUAAACUCUCCUUCACGUCAUGAACUGCUUGAAUCUUCAGCUUGGAUCCCACACAGGUUAAUGUGUGGCCCGAGGAGCCGGGCUCAUGGUGGCGCCACUCCACCGGUGCCGCCCGUGGGCUCGCAGCCAUCAGAGCAGUAAUAGCUCUCCUCUGCCCGGCGCCCGCCUCACACAGAACCAGUGCCCACAAACAGUUAUGAUUUUUAGCCCACUAUUGCACCAAUAAAAACUGCAAUAAAAGUGUUUUGUAAACAUCUUAUGGUCAAAUGUUCAGGCCUCUUAGACGUUAUGGACGAAAACAGUAAAAUCUCAUCAAAGCUGCUUUAACUGAGUGUUUGACCAUUCGAGGGCAAAACUAAAGCAGAGGAAGGACUUCUGGAGCCACAGACUGAGACGAGGCCGGUUUUUGAGUGACUGCACAAACACACGAAAGACAAAUGAUACCGAUCAGCAGUUUGACAAAGGGAUUAACUCAUUACCUGCAAACAAAGAGGGGAAGAUUAUGCAAAGAGGGAAAGAGCUCAAAUAACAUUAAAGCAGUGACGACGACAACCAUCAUGACAACACGAUUCACAAGUAAAAGUCUAGAACGCAAACGCAGAUGGUGUUUGUGUGUCUGUCUGUGAAGCAGAAAACCUGGAUCGUGGAGGAACCGCUCUGGACUCGGUGAGACGUUACCAGCUGAUGCCACCUGACGCGCAGCCUGAAGCUCGUCCUCCCCCGUGAUGUCACCGCUCAGCGGGGGGCGGAGGGGGGGGGGGGUCCGUCUGUGAGAGCCGGCGCCGCAGAGCAGAGCUGCUGUCGGUGCCAGAGAGAGAAGCCGAAGCAUGGAGAGGUCGGCUCAGCGGGAGGCCAAGGGGACGUGGAGGAGGAGGAAGAGGAGGAGGAGGAGCAGCAGAGGUACCAGCAGUUUGGAGGUGAAGGAGAAUCAGGGCGAGAGGAUCCCGUCGGGCCGCGACCCGCUGCAGAAACGACACCCUCCAUCCUUGUUCCCCCGAAACGGGCCGAGACCCAAGGAGCCGCCGGUGGGCCCGGCCGAGCAGCGCCGCUGCCGGCGCCGAGCAGCCUGGAGCCAGAAAAACGCGCUGGUGCAGCUCCACGAGCUGCUUCCCGGGCUGCGCUUCGACUCUGCGGCGGCGCCGGAACCGCUGCACGGGUCGGCGUUCUCCGUGUCCGUGGAGGUCAACGGGCGGCGCUUCGAGGCCCGGGGGCCCACAAAGAAGCGGGCCAAGCUGAGGGCUGCCGAGCUGGUUCUCCGCUCGCUCCAGGUCCCUGGGGUCUCCCAGGCCUCCAGGACUCUGGACGGAACCCACCCCCCAGAACCCGCCCUGCGCUGCGGCACCGCUGAACAGCGCCACUGGUACCAGCGCAGGCAGCUCGUCCGACUCGCCCUGGACUGGGUCUCCCCGGGUCCAAACGCAGCCUCACUCGUGGAGCAGCUCGGUCCAGUGGCGCUGCUUGACCAGCUGUGCCCAGGGCUGCGGUACCUGUGCCUGAGCGAGCGGGUUCCUGGCCGGCCCGUCAGGAGGUUCGUCAUGGUGGUCCGGGUGGACGGACGCGUGUUCGAGGGCUGCGCCCACAGUAAAAGACGGGCCAAAGCGCUGGCGGCGGCGGCGGCUCUGAGGGCUCUGCACGGCCGCAGUCUGGGUCCGGAGAACGGGCUGCUCCAGGACGGCAGAAGCGGACAUCAGCUGCCUCAGGUUUUCUCUGAGGCCAUUUUCCACCUGGUGAGAGACAAAUACUCAGACCUGACACACGGCGGCUUUUCCCACAAGGUUCUGGCAGGGAUCGUUCUGACCCAAGGACUGGACCUCGCAUCGGCCCGGGUCGUGUCUCUGGCCACCGGCACCAAGUGUCUGGACCCGGACAGCGCGGGCGAGCGCGGGUCGACUCUGAGCGACUGCCACGCUGAGGUGAUCUGCAGGAGGGCUCUGCUGCGGUUCCUGUACGCUCAGCUGGAACUGCUGCUCUGUCCAUCUGCUGACUCUGAGGAGGGUUCUGUCUUCGCCCCAGAUGAAGCUUCUGGACGCUUCCGCCUGCGGAGCCACGUGCGCUUCCACAUGUUUGUCAGCUCGUCGCCGUGUGGAGACGCCCGGCUCAGCUGUCCCUACGAGACCUCGGCCCGGCCCAAAACUCCUCAGUGUCCCAGCAGGUUCCGCUGGCACCUCAGAGUCAAGGCCAGCGGCGGCGAGGGCACGCGCCGGGCGCCGGGCCGGGACGGCCCGUCCAGCAUGUCCUGCACCGACAAGAUGGCAAAGUGGAGCGUGGUCGGCCUGCAGGGGGCGCUGCUGUCUCGCCUGGUGGAACCCGUUUACCUGCACAGCCUCACGGUGGCCACUCUGAGCCACACGGGUCACCUGGGCCGGGCCAUGGCCCGUCGUCUGGCACCGGUCAGGCACCUGCCCUUCCCGUACCGACGCCAGCAGCUGAUGCUCGGCAGUCUGAGCAGCACCGAGGCCCGGCCCACAGGGAAGGCCCCAAACGUCAGCGUGAACUGGACCCUAGGUGAUGCAGGACUGGAGGAGAUCAGCACCUUGACCGGAAGGAGGACCGGGUCAGGAGGACCGUCCCGGCUCUGCAGGCGCUCCCUGAUGGCCCGCUGGCAGAGGCUCCAGCAGCAGCUCAGCGUUCCAGCCGCAGAAGCUCCAGCUGUGACGUACGCUGCGUCCAAGGCGGCUGCUGGACGGUACCAGACGGCGGUGCAGCGGUUCGGUUCUGGGCUGCAGAGUGCAGGUCUGGGAACGUGGCUCAGGAAAGCUCCAGAACCGACUUACCUUAGUGUCGCUGGGCAGUAGUGUGUCCAGCUGGUCUCCCACACCUCAGGAGCUCGGUUCCGCCCACCUCUGUUCAAAGCUUUUCCUGUUUUACUUAAUAAACGUAGAGAACAUGGCCCUCUUCCUCAGACUCGGGUUGUUAGAAUAAACCAAACCCGUGACGUACCUUUAAACCUAUCGUGAGAGUCUCUGACCCGACAACCAGCUGCUGGUUCUGGUGUCUCGUUCUGGUCCAUGCAGUAAAACAUGAAGAUGUGGCGCCACCUACAGGUAAACAGAGCCUGGAGACGCCAGGGACCUUUACUGUCACCGCCCUUUGACUCUGUCACUACGUAGGCAAGACUAUUUUUCCACAGCAAAUAAACCCUUUGUGUAGA